Acyrthosiphon pisum (pea aphid) is the source of this 1192-nucleotide messenger RNA. RefSeq lists its product as uncharacterized. Lineage: Eukaryota; Metazoa; Arthropoda; Insecta; Hemiptera; Aphididae. Bases 132 to 419 code for a protein of 95 amino acids. The transcript is spliced from 4 exons. The record is from RefSeq and is a predicted model, not a curated record.
CUUAUAUCUUUGAUUAAUAGGUUUGGUUCCAAAACCGAAGAGCAAAAUGGAAAAAACGCAAGAAAUCAACAAACGUGUUCAGGAGCCCUGGUGCCCUAUUGCCGUCCCACGGACUACCACCGUUUGGGUCCAUGUCCGACAGUUUGUGUCCCACGUCAAUGUUCAGCUCUCCAGACACCAGAUGGGGUGUGACUAGCAUGGCCACGGGACUCAGCCAACUGACCGGUGGUACAGUUACCAUGAGCGGAUACAACCAUCAGAACUCGUCACUCAGCUCCGUGCCGAUCACGACGAUGGCUACCAAUGCUCAGAAUAUGUAUCAAGCGCACUAUGGUCUCAAUUCACUAGGUGAAUCAAACAAAUGGCGAUUUUCCAAAGAUCAAUUCAAACCCUAUCCAGCUGACUCUCAGUUAUUUUGAGAAUCAAUGUGAUGUGCAUCGUUGUGUUUUAUACCGUGUUUACACGCAAGACAGCAGCACGAACAAAUGCAGACGAGGUGGAGCGGAUUAACUGAACAAUUUUUUUCUUCCAAAUUAUUAUUAUUAAUAUUAAUUAGUGUUUGGUGAUGCGUUUUUAAGAUUAAGAAUAUUUUUUAAACUAUUCAUUAAAAAUAAUUAUUGUAAAUCUAUAGCGGCAAUAACGUUUAUUCUUACUACCUACCUACUCAUGUAAACAAAUUGAACUUAUCCAUCUGUUACUAGCAAUUUAAAAUACAAAUAAUUUGAAUAUGAUUGUAAACAGUGCCCGGGUUGCAUAAGUAAUGAGACUUCUCCAACGGUAACUGACAAUGAGAUACAUCAAUAGUUAUUAAAAAUGUAUAAAUACCUCUUAAAAUAUAUGAUAUAACUUAUAUAUAACACACCGGCCUAAAUUACGGAAUAGAUUUAAAUAUCAACCUAAUGACAAAUAAUAAUAGGCAGGUUAAUUGUAUUAAGUACCUACCUACCUAUUACAUUUUAUUGUUUAUAUAUCAAUGCCCACAAUACACUUACACAAAUCACUAAUUUUAACAUGCCAAUAUAUCUACAGUCUAGGACCUGGGCCAUAUUUGUUGGGUUGGGUUGGAGUUAUCUACAUGGUACCAGUUUGAUAAGGAUUUAAUAAUUUUAUUGUUAUUCAUAAAAAAAUAAUAUUUGUAAAUUGUAAUACACUAAGGCAUAAGCAAUGGAAUAAAUAUUUCUUCAAUAACAAA